Lactuca virosa is the source of this 2043-nucleotide messenger RNA. Lineage: Eukaryota; Viridiplantae; Streptophyta; Magnoliopsida; Asterales; Asteraceae. The record is from the annotation of a GenBank genome assembly.
CAUACAACUCUCGCUCAGUUUCUCUAAAACCCCUCUUUCUCUAUCCAAAAUUAAAUCAUAUAUUCCAAGGUAUUCAUCUCUCGUAUUAAUCUUGAUCCCAUUUCAAUUCUUCUUCUUGUUACGAAAUUCUCGAAAGAAAUUUCAAGGAAAAACCCCACCCCUCUAUAAAAACCCCCUCAAACCCCUCUUCCAUCUCCCAUUCACUAAAAAGAAACGCAGAAUCUCUACCGAUUACCCUCUAAAAUCUUGUUGUUUGCUCGAUUUUUGUUCCAAUGGAUCAUCAAAGAUACACCCAGAUGAAUCAAACCCCUGCGACGCCUCCUCCGACGCUGCAGCACCAUUAUUUCUCUAACGGAUUCCCGUUUCAGUCGCUAUCUCCGGCGGCUUUGAACAAUAUGCAGCAGACGCCUGUUAAUCUCCCACCGUCGAUUGAUGUUGAUCGGAGCCUAGCCAAUGUUUUAUCUUCUCUCAGUAUCUCUCAGAACAACUAUACCGACAGCCGGACGUUCCUCCCGCCGACUCUCGACUUCGAUUACGGUGGCGUUACUUCUCCGAUCGGCGGCGAGGGUUUUAUUAGCCCUUUUCGCAGUAACACCAGUUAUGAUGAAAGCUGGAGGGUUUCAAACGCCGUUAACAAUCCUCAAAGGUUUUAUUAUGGUGUGGGCCAUGAUAACCCCAUUACUGUGGACCCUCUUCUUCGUCAUCAUUAUCAUUAUUCCCCUCUCCCCUGCUACAACAGAGAAUUUCUUCCAGGAACAAGUUCUUCAUGGUUUGACCAACAGUUUGACUGGGACCAAAGGUCUUACUUGCUCGCCAAGGAACGAUUGGACUCGACACAACAUCUCAAUUCCUCCCAUAACCGUAGUUCAUCAAUCCCUUCUGCUGCAAUUCUUGAUGAAUCUCUUUUCCACACCAACAAUUUCUCAAUGUCUAGUGAUAAUAACCUUAAUCUUCAACACAUCAACAGUCGCAAUCAUGGUGGAGUGGCGAAUAAAUUGCAAAAUCAACAGUUAUGGAGUCUAUUGCCUUUAAAAGAAAUGAGGGGUAUGAUUUCGUUACUAGCCAAGGAUCAACACGGGUGCAGAAUUCUACAAUCAAAGUUUGAAAACCCAACUAAAGAAGAAAUCGAGCUUGUUCUAACUCACGUGAUGGGUUCAAUUUCUGAUCUUAUGAAACACCAAUUCGGAAAUUAUUUAAUGCAGAAGCUUGUUGCUGUGUGCAAUGCCGAUCAGAAAGCUCUUAUACUUCGUGAACUGACUCAGAAGCCAUUUGACAUAAUUCUAGUUUCCAUGAGUCCAUAUGGGACUAGAGCAAUUCAAUCAUUGUUGGAGAAUCUGGAAGACCCGCAACAGAUUAUGAUGGUAACUAGGGCUUUACAUCGUGGUGCUUCUAAAUUGGCCAAUGAUCCAAAUGGUCACCAUGUUAUUCAAUCAUGCUUGGUUCAUUUUGAUAGUGAUUUCAACCAGCUUAUUCUAGAAGAUAUAGCAAAUAAUUGCUUCAGUGUUGCAACCGAUAAAAGUGGCUGCUGUGUGCUUCAGGCAUGUUUGGAUCGCUCUCAUGGCAAAAUUAGAAACUGCCUUGUUGCUGAGAUCAUGGUCAAUGCAAUUCAAAUAGCAGAAGAUCCCUUCGGGAAUUAUGUGUUGCAACACAUGGUGGGAAUGAAGAUUCGGGAGUUGACACAAGUGCUUGUGAGGCAAUUGAAAGGGCAGUUUUCAUCUCUUUCGAGAAACAAAUAUGCGAGUAAUGUUGUUGAGAAAUGUUUGACUGAAACGGAUUCGGAUAUAAGGGAAACCAUCAUUUUUGAGUUGAUAAAAACCCCCAAUUCCUUAGCGCUUCUCUUAGAUCCCUAUGGCAACUUUGUCAUCCAGUCUGCUCUAAACGCUUCCAAGGAGGGGUUGGCAUAUGAGUGCCUAAGGAAUUUGAUCUCAAGAAAUGAAUCAUCAAUGCAAAGCAAUCUUUAUGGAAAAAAGAUACUAGAAAGUAUCGAAAAGAAGAGGAUCAUACACAUAUAGAGUGGGAGUGGGAGAUGUAUGUGAAUAGAUG